Homarus americanus (American lobster) is the source of this 567-nucleotide messenger RNA. Its product is annotated as heterogeneous nuclear ribonucleoprotein A1, A2/B1 homolog. The coding region runs from base 1 to 567 and encodes 188 amino acids. The record is from RefSeq and is a predicted model, not a curated record. Lineage: Eukaryota; Metazoa; Arthropoda; Malacostraca; Decapoda; Nephropidae. The transcript has 2 exons.
AUGAAGGUGGAGUCUGCUGCUGCUGUUACUGGAGGGACACAGCGGGGCGUGGAGGUGGAGGAACACAGCGGGGCGUGGAGGUGGAGGAACACAGCGGGGCGUGGAGGUGGAGGAACACAGCGGGGCGUGGAGGUGGAGGAACACAGCGGGGCGUGGAGGUGGAGGAACACAGCGGGGCGUGGAGGUGGAGGAACACAGCAGGGCGGGGGCGUGGAGGUGGAGGAACACAGCGGGGCGUGGAGGUGGAGGAACACAGCGGGGCGUGGAGGUGGACGGACACAGCGGGGCGUGGAGGUGGAACACAGCGGGGCGUGGGUGGGGAACACAGCGGGGCGUGGAGGUGGACGGACACAGCGGGGCGUGGGUGGAGGAACACAGCGGGGCGUGGUGGAGGAACACAGCGGGGCGUGGAGUUGUGGGGGACAGGCCAACUUCAUGUGCCACACCCCGGAUGGAGAGACCAUUAUCACGGAGAGUGAUAAUGUGAUCUCUGAGCACCAACUUCUCAUCUCUCUGAUUCAUGUUGGCUUGGUGGAGCUUCUGAUCACUCUCAUCAGCGGCAAAUAA